GACAGGUCAGGUGUAGGGACUAGACAGUGCUCAGUCGUUACUUUCGAGUACUCAAUUCAUUCAAACAAUAAUUCACAUUUCACAUUUUCAUUUCACGAAUUUAGAAGAUCACUUCAACCAUGAGUUUUCAAGAUAUUCAAAGUGGUUCAAAUCCUCCUUCCCGUCGAACCCAGUCGCCAUCGCAAGCCGUCGCUGCCGGAAUUUUCCAGAUCAACACCGCCGUCGGUACUUUCCGGCGACUCGUUGACUCUGUCGGAACCGUUAAAGAUACUCCAGAGCACCGUCAGAAACUGCACAAUACGAGACAGAGGAUAUUGCAGCUUGUGAAGGAUACAUCUGCCAAACUCAAAUCCUUGCCUGAAACUAAUCGUGAUGCUAAUGCCAAUACUAGUAAGAAAAUUGAAGAUGCUAAGUUGGCAAGAGAUUUCCAAACCACAUUGCAAGAGUUUCAGAAAGUUCAACAGCUUGCUUCUGAGCGUGAAUCAACUUACACUCCGGCUGCCCCUGCUUCUAACUUACCAACAAGCUCUGGCCCUGGUCAUGAAUCGAUUGAGAUAGACCCCGAAAGCCAACCUUUUAUCAGAGGGCAGAUGAGGCAAGAGAUAGUUCUAUUGGAUAAUGAAAUAUCCUUCAAUGAAGCCAUGAUUGAAGAAAGAGAUCAGGGUCUUAGAGAGAUAGAAGAGCAAAUUGGAGAAGCAAAUGAAAUAUUCAAGGACCUUGCUGUUUUGGUUCAUGAUCAGGGGAUUGUUAUUGAUGACAUUCAAUCAAAUAUAGAUACUUCUGCUGGUGCAACAGCUCAAGGUAAGGUCCAGCUUGCCAAAGCUUCCAAAAGUGUGAAAUCCAAAAAUAAAUGGUGUUGGUGGAUGCUUUUAAUAUUUGUGGCAGUCCUGGUCAUCGUACUCAUUGUACUCCUUGUUUAAUUUGGAAUGAACAAUAAGUUGGACAAAUUUUUUACUCCCUCAUUAUUACAUUUUCAAGAUUGAUUUAAAUUGAUGAAUCUCCUCAUAUUCUAUUGGUGUCCAAAUGUGUUGUGGUGUGAAGUGUGUUUGUUUGGACCAAAAGAAAUGUGUUAAAAGAGUGUUAUUGCGGCCUUUUCAAGUCCAGUAGCCAGCAGUUUGAUGUGUUAAGUGAACAUUAGCAAGUGAAAGUUGGAAGAAAUGACUUAUAUGUAUAGCAAUUUUAGGAAAAACUAUCUUGUAUUUUUAUAUCUAUUUAUAAUAUUGAAUUUGUUGUUGCUAUUGAAAUAUUAGUUUGCAAUGGAAAUUUUGUACACCAAAUAACCAAAUUCUUUAAUAGCAAACUGUUUGUGUGUAUUUUGACAUCCCUUCUUGAGCCGCAUCCAAUUUCAACAGGAAAAAAAUAUUGUUUUUGUUAGAUAUAAAUAAAGAUUUAUUGAGAAAUUUAUAAUGAAAUUGUGAUAUAAGACAGUGUAUUUAUUGAAUUUAUUUAAAGAUUUAUAGUGAGGUAAAUCUUAGCCUCUGAUUGGUUGCCCAGUGAAUCACCGCCACCGUGCGUUCACAAUCAUUUUUACCGUGAU
Molecule: messenger RNA, 1537 nt
Organism: Vicia villosa (hairy vetch)
Lineage: Eukaryota; Viridiplantae; Streptophyta; Magnoliopsida; Fabales; Fabaceae
Product: syntaxin-22-like
Exons: 7
Coding region: 120-920 (266 amino acids)
Biological process (GO): vesicle-mediated transport; vesicle fusion; intracellular protein transport
Cellular component (GO): endomembrane system; membrane; SNARE complex
Molecular function (GO): SNAP receptor activity; SNARE binding
Source: RefSeq, a predicted model, not a curated record